AUGGUCGCUGUUGGUCUCACUCAUUGCAACGACGGAAAUCGCACUCCCUACAGGUUAACGAACCAGGAGGGGGUUUACUAUUCCAACGCUGUGCUUCAAUGCUUUGCAAGGCUUAUAGACCCGUAUUAUCUAGAAUCCAAGCUUAGGAUAACCGACCUCCAAAACCACGGAGCUUUGUGUACAUGGCUGGAUGUUACAAGUGCGCCUCAAGUGGACAAACACGUACAAGAGAUUGAAUUGAGACACAUCAACCCGGCUGCAGACUUCACCCACAUAGUGAAGCUAAUGCAACAGGAAACGGCAGACGCUGUGCAUCCAUAUUACUUCCAAGCCAUCUUAGCUGCUAAAGGUGGGGAGAACGGCAAGGAAUUUGCAUCUGGUGAGGGUGCAUACCCCUACUGCGCAAGCUUCAAUAGCCACUCUGGAAUAGUGUCACAUCCAGUUAUAGAUAAACUAUGCAAGAUCCGUAGUGCAUUCGCCAACACAUGUAAUUCAUGCCUUCACGGGGAGCUUCAAGAGGAUAGACUGCAUCUAGAUCCUAAAGGAACGCCUCUUUCUUCUCCCGAUCAGUUGCCAGUAACCAUUCAAAAGCUUUUAAAUGCUCACAGAAAGCACACGGAAGCAAAAAGAGAGCGAUGUGUCAAUUGCAAAAAAGCUACAGGAGAAAAGGCGCCUAAGAUACUACCUAUUGAAAUCAAGACGUACGAGCGAGAACUAUCAGUGAAUAAGAAGAUGAGAUAUAAGUUCCUCUUCUCAAAUAUUGUUCUUAACAAAAAGAUCCAUAUACCGAACGUCGACCGCGGGCACACGAGGUACGAACUGCAGGCAGUCGUUAAGCUUAAAGGCAAAGGUCAUGAACACGCUGUAGCGUUUAUUCGCUCGGGCAAACACAGGUGGUGGAAGUGUAGCGACGAAGAUAUCACAUGUUCCACCUGGGAGGCAGCUCAACGCACGCACGGCGAGGGGCAGGUGUCCCUCGUAUUCUAUCGUAAAGUUCAAAGUAGGAUCUAA
Molecule: messenger RNA, 1011 nt
Organism: Bipolaris sorokiniana ND90Pr
Lineage: Eukaryota; Fungi; Ascomycota; Dothideomycetes; Pleosporales; Pleosporaceae
Exons: 4
Coding region: 1-1011 (336 amino acids)
Biological process (GO): protein deubiquitination
Molecular function (GO): cysteine-type deubiquitinase activity
Source: RefSeq, a predicted model, not a curated record